UCGAUUAUCUUUUCCUCAAGUAGCUAACUCUUUCUCAUGGCAUCAAAUCAAACACCCCUUAACCAAGCAAAACUUGACCUUCCAAAUAAUGACCUUGAGCAACAAGCAACAACUCUAGAGAUUGAAACCAAGGACUUUGACUACUCAAAAAGAUCUCAAUGGCUACGUGCUGCUGUUUUGGGAGCCAAUGAUGGGUUGGUCUCAACAGCAUCUCUAAUGAUGGGUGUUGGAGCAGUCAAACAAGACAUUAAGGCCAUGAUACUAUCAGGGUUUGCAGGGUUGGUAGCAGGGGCUUGUAGCAUGGCCAUAGGUGAGUUUGUAUCUGUGUACUCACAGUUGGACAUAGAGGUUGCUCAAAGAAAAAGAGAUAAGGAAAGGAGAGGAAGAGAACAAGAAGAUGCUGAAGAGAAUGAAAAUUUGCCAAACCCUUUACAAGCAGCAGCAGCAUCAGCUUUAGCCUUUUCUGUUGGUGCAAUGGUGCCAUUGCUUGCAGCAUCUUUUGUAAGGGAAUAUAAGGUGAGACUUGGAGUGGUUGUGGCUGCAGUGAGCUUUGCUUUGGUGGUCUUUGGUUGGUUAGGUGCAGUGCUUGGUAAGGCACCAGUUUUGAGGUCUUCUUUAAGGGUCUUGCUUGGGGGUUUGGUGGCUAUGGCUAUUACUUUUGGGCUAACCAAGUUGCUUGGGUCAAGUGGACUUUAG
Gastrolobium bilobum is the source of this 696-nucleotide messenger RNA. RefSeq names its product vacuolar iron transporter homolog 2-like. The record is from RefSeq and is a predicted model, not a curated record. Gene Ontology annotation, biological process: intracellular manganese ion homeostasis. Lineage: Eukaryota; Viridiplantae; Streptophyta; Magnoliopsida; Fabales; Fabaceae. Gene Ontology annotation, cellular component: membrane. Bases 37 to 696 code for a protein of 219 amino acids. Gene Ontology annotation, molecular function: manganese ion transmembrane transporter activity; iron ion transmembrane transporter activity. The transcript has a single exon.